GAAAUGAAUUGGUUCCAUAUAGAAGUUGAUGCAAUUGAUGUGAUUGUUUUAAUUGUGGUACUUUUUUCCACGAUAUAUUAUUUCUGUAAAUUUUGGAUCAGAAGAAGCAGUAAGACAUUAACAGAAGUUAAAAUACCUUCCUAUAGCUCUCCGAACAACCAAUUGAAUCAACAUGUCCCAUUUAUUUCACGCAUGAAAUCAGAAGGACGGAAGGUAUUGAUUAUUUAUGGCUCUCAAACAGGAACAGCAGAAGAAUUAGCUGGUCGACUUGCCAAAGAUGUUCAGAAUUACGGCCAAAAGGCUUUUGUGCUGGAUCCAGAAGAAAUGGAUAAUGAGGAUUUUGAAAGAAUCAUAGAAAUUCCUGACAUGCUUCUAAUUAUGUGUAUGGCAACCUAUGGUGAAGGUGAUCCCACUGAUAAUGCAGUAGAGUUUUAUCAGCAUGUUUGCAGUAUCGAAAUCAACUUGAAGGGCAUUAAGUUCGCAGUUUUUGGAUUGGGUAAUAGGACAUAUGAACACUUCAAUCAAAUUGGAAAAUAUUUCGAUCAAAAAUUGGAGCAACUUGGAGCUACCCGAAUUUAUGAGCUUGGACUUGGAGAUGAUGAUGGAAACCUAGAAGAGGAUUUUAUGAGGUGGCGAGAAGGUUUUUGGCCUGCAGUAGCGAAUAUUUAUGGUUGGGAAUUAUCUGAGACAAGUUCACUGCGCCAAUAUCGCUUCGAAGUUGUAACUGACUUCUCUAUCAACUUAUAUACUGGGGAGUAUAACCGUCUGGAUUCGUUUAAGAAACAAAGACCACCCUUUGAUCACAGGAAUCCUUUUCUGUCAACAAUCAAAGGUAAUUUUGAACUGCAUGGUGAAAAAAGUGACAGAAGUUGUCGUCACAUCGAAUUCAUCAUUAAUGAUGCGACAUUAAGAUAUGAAGCAGGCGAUCACUUAGGCAUAUUCCCAACAAAUGAUCCCGCAUUAGUGAAAGAAUUAGGACGACUGCUUGAUACUAAUCUGGAUAUCCGUUUCAGUUUGAUUAAUCUUGAUGAAGAGAGCUCGAAAAAAAGUCCAUUCCCAUGCCCUUGCACUGUUAAUACCGCACUCACUCAUUAUGUUGAUAUCUGCGCACCGAUCAAAUCGCAUGUUCUAAAAGCCUUGGCUUCUUAUACAAGCGAUCAAAAUGAAAGAGAACAUCUUUUAUUACUAAGUACGGCAAGUAAAGAAGGUUUGCUAGAAUAUGGAAAUUACAUUCAGAAAGAAAGGCGGUCAGUUAUUGACAUCCUUCGUGAAUUCUCAACUUGCAAACCUCCAGCUGAUUAUCUUCUGGAACUUUUGCCACGUCUUCAGCCUCGUUACUACAGCAUAUCAUCAUCUCCAAAACAUACUCGUAAUUCAGUGACUAUCAUGGCUCUAAUCACAAAAUAUACGGUUGGUAAUCGACUAAUUAAAGGAGUUUGCACUAAUUAUUUACUCCAAAAAGAUGAAGGUUCGCAGGUGCCGAUAUUUGUUAGGAAAUCAACAAUGCGCUUACCACAUCGAUUACAAACACCCGUUAUCAUGAUUGGUCCUGGAACAGGUUUUGCACCAUUUCGAAGUUUUCUCCAGGAACGAAGUUGGCAAAAGGACCAUGGCCAUGAAAUAGGGCAAAUGACUUUGUAUUUUGGAUGUCGUCAUCCAGAACAUGACUACAUAUAUGAAGAAGAGUUAAAGGCUUUCGUUAAAAAUGGUGUACUUUCUCAGCUGCAUAUUGCAUUCUCCAGAGUCACAUCAGAAAAGAUUUAUGUGCAACACAAAAUCUGGAUAAACCGAGAAGCAGUAUGGGAGGCUAUUGAGAAUGGUGCACAUAUUUACGUGUGUGGUGAUGCACGAAAUAUGGCUCGCGAUGUGCUGAAUACAUUGAUACAAAUAUAUAUGAAAGUAGGAGGGAAAUCAGAAUCGGAAGCACACGUUUUUCAAAAAUCUCUGGAACGCAAACGACGCUAUCAAGCAGAUGUCUGGUCUUGA
Molecule: messenger RNA, 1986 nt
Organism: Thelazia callipaeda (thelaziosis nematode)
Lineage: Eukaryota; Metazoa; Nematoda; Chromadorea; Rhabditida; Thelaziidae
Source: the annotation of a GenBank genome assembly